Molecule: messenger RNA, 15562 nt
Organism: Porites evermanni
Lineage: Eukaryota; Metazoa; Cnidaria; Anthozoa; Scleractinia; Poritidae
Source: the annotation of a GenBank genome assembly
UGGUCAUCAGCGAAAGGAACUGUCAAUGACCUCUUAGAACUAAAGGUAACUUUGUACCUCUUUGGCUAUCUUCUACGUCGUUCUCUAGUGGCCUAUUGGUUAUUAUUAGUGCCUAUUGGUUAUUAGGAGGCUAACAAAGAAGAAAUUUAUCUCUGCUCAUUUCAGCUAACUACUGAUUUGUCAACCCUCCGUACCGCCCUAGAAUAUAAAUGCCUUUCAAAAUUGAAUUUUCCGGCUUAUAAUCCCACAAAAAAUGUGAUCACCUUCAAAAUGCAUGUGAGUUGUUUCAACUGUUCAGGCAAUUUACUUGAGGAAACGGUGCGGUCAAAGGCAGGCAAAAAGGUCGAAUGCUUAUUCAGAGAAGUCAACUGGGUGAAUGCCCGAUUUGUUCAUGAAAACACGACGCAUUUGUUCGGGUAAGAAUAUAAUUGAAGUUUUUCGGUUAUAAUCUACUGCUAGAUGGAUCGAGAGCCGAUAAUUGGAAAAAGUUACUAAGAUGGACAACAGACAAUUGUAGGUUAGUAACAUUGCUGUCUUAUCGCUAACUUUUAAGUCUGGGAACUUUGAUGGCAAAAAUUAUUUCGAAAGGUCGAACCUCUCCUUAAAAGGACUUCCUUCCAACUUUCAAUUACGGACAGCUCUCUUGGUUCCAAAGAUGUCUGCGUCAUACAUUUCCCACCUCUGUGAUAGGGAUACCUAAAUUAUGCGGGUACUUAGCCACGGUAUCGUUUUAAAGGAGGUUUAAUUGGAAAAUUAAACGAGACUUACCUGUAAGUUGAAGUUUGAUUGAGAUUCUAUCACAUGACCAAGGAGGCAGGAGAUCACAUUCAUUUAUUCUGAUGGGAUCUCCUAGCCUCCGGUCAUGUGAUAGAAUUGUUAAUAGCUCGACUAACCUUUGAGUCUGGACGAAAUCCAGUGGUCUGUGUGACCAUUCAAAUGAAACCUCUUUUAGUAGAAUUGUCAAAGGGUGCUAUUUAUCUCAGUAGUAACUUUGUGUAGUUCUAACUUUUGACUCUCUGAAUGAAAUCCUAUGGUGUGACCAUUCAAAUGAUACCUCUUCAGCAGUAUAUUCACAUGGUACUAUAUUGAUAUAGAUGUAUUUCUAACUUUUCAGUCUGUAAACGAAAUCUAUAAAGUAGUCAUUUUAAUAACCUGUCUUUUAAGUGGCGUCGUGCUUACCUUGUCCUCAGUAUAAAUUGUUUACUUCCUCAUUUUCCACAAUUUUCUUCAGUUUUUACUGUUGCUUGCUUGUUCAUGACAGUCAUAUUGGAAUGAGAUUUAGCCUGGUUGAUUUGAAAAUUUCAGCAUUAUCGGAGUUUAAAAGUCAUUUUUUUAUGCGAAAGAAAUUCUUGCCUGUAAAUGUCUCAAGUAUUACUAAAAUAUUCAUACUCUUCGGCAUCUUAUAAAAUAAAAGCGCGGAAGCAUCUGAGAAGCCUUAAAAUGUUGGACAAAGUAUAGUAGAUUAAUCAAUCGGCCAGUCGCCCAAAUUGCUCAAAUUGACCAACUCUUUCAACAUUUAAAUUUAAUUUGUGCAUACGGUGAUACCUUCUAUGGGUUAAGUCGUAUGCGUGAAUGAGAAAAAUGUAAACAAUGACGUCAGCACAGUUUGCCCCCUUUUUCCGACUCUGAUCCUUGGUCGUUCAACUAUUGUUUUCAUUACAAUAUUGAUAGGAGGUAAAAUCAAAUGUGUUCGUGCUUUGGUCUUACCCUUAAAGAAUGCUCAGCAGUUAUUCAGAGAAAUUUUCUGAAAUGUCUUGAAUGGGAAGUGAUACCAACCAAGGUUGUAACUUGACCUGGUACCGAAUGUAUAUUGAUGAUUACUACUCUUAAAACGACUGUUCUUGAGUUGCUUUCAAACACUAGCGCUUCAUUCAGUACUCAAGCGUUUGGACCUCUUUGUAUAGAAGCAAAUAGAACAAAACCGCCAGUCUAAAUUGCAACUCAAGGGCUUUAAUUUAUUUAAAUGCCUUGUCACACAUUUAAUGAGGAUUUCAUCGACGACUCAAAAAGUUUAAAAAGGUCAGAUCUGGGCGAGUGCCAAAUAGAAUCGUACUACCAAUGUCCUAAUGCCUCUUGAACCUGGCUUUAGCCGGAGUAAAACCCAUACUUAUCAGCUUUUACGUGCAUUUUCACUAGAAAUACGAGAUAACUUCUUUUAGGGUUCCGCUAAAUCCUGGGAUUAAUGUAAUCGCUCUUGAAGAAGCGCAAUUUCCUCGUGUGCGAGCAUGAUUUAAUCUUUCUCAAGAGGGAUUUGUUUUUCACUUUUGAAACCUUUUGCGUCAAAACGAAUUGUUUCCAUUUAAUAAAAUGCGCCUACAAGUACCUAUUUCCUUCACUAAUAAUUUAUACUCUUUCACGCAAAUUUUUCAAAGCAAAAAGUAACAAAAUGAUACUGAUAAACUGAAAACAAAAAUUUUGAAUUAUUAUUCAUUCAAAACGUUUCUUCGGAAAUGCCCAGGAACGUCGGACAAACCAACGAUGGUCGGGAUGAAAGCACAAACAACUCUACCGUGCUUGAUGACAUGAUGACGUCAUACACCACAUCUCAUGUUCUGAUUGGUUUUUGUGUUAGCUCUUCCUUACCUUACACUGUCACAUCAGUAGAGAUUAUUUUCUCCUGUACAUGUACAAUACCUCGUGCAUACGCUCUAAAAUACUGCCGCAUCGUCACUCUCGCGUCUUCGCUCGGCUGAAUUGUUAUAAGCAACUGAACUUUUGGAUCUGCCGCUUGCAGGCUUUUUUCUGUCUAACAUCCAUCUAGCAAUAUGUUUUGCGUAUUCUUGCAUUUCUUCCUUUCAGUUUUAGUCAGAAACUCAGCUUUUUCGUCUCUGGAUCGCCAUGGACGCCAUUUUUUUUUUUUUAGUUCACUUGUAAAUGUAAAGCUAGUCGAUCGGCCGCGCCUGCCUGGAAACGAGGUUGAUCGAUGCCUCGUUUCCAAUCAAGUAUACCAUUGCAUCUAUGGUAUAUUGCUCACAGCUUCCAAAUAUGGUCAGCGCCGAUUGCUUAUGAAGAAUUCGACGGAGCCUUUUAGCCAAUCAGAAAGAGCGAAAUAUUUUGAAUGAAUUAUAAUGACAAUUAUGGCUCCCCGUGACGUGCGGAUGAAAUAAAACGAAUCCUCUUCUCUGAUGGGUUACUCGAGCGAGUUAGAAUCGGUAUAAUAGAAGCCCGUAAAAACUAAUGCGUGUUGGUCCGUUUGAACUUAUACGUAGUUUUCUGGCUUGGCUUGACCUGGUUCUGAACUAUAUGGUUCCCAGAGCCUAUGCCUCUUGGUGGCUCCAAUGUACAUAAAUCCACUGAAAACUGACGACUUAAUUUUCUUCAUAGACUUUUCUUGGGAAUAAAAUUUAAAUUUCGUUGCCAUUAUAUAUCUCCUUUUUAAUUUCUUUGGUUGGGGCUUCGGCAUAUAUCUUUGAAUCCGGUCGACAGGUCAUUUUUUGUUGUCAUCAUGUUUCCAGGUAUUUAUAAAAGUUACAAUUUUAAACAAGUAAGUCUUUUUGUUUCUCACUGGCGGAAAUAAGCUAUCAUAUGCUCACUUUGAAAUUCACUGCUUUGUCCGCACAACAGCAAUUCCUCUGCAAAACAGGGCUUUCCUAACAAGGGCCUAGACUGCCUAACAAGAUCUUAAGCCAUUUGAUCACUUUAAAGACAAGUAUUCUCAGCUUACCUGGAGAAAUUUGAAGAUAUAUCGAGCAUGGCAUUCGUACUUCUUUUGGCCACACGCCAUGCGUUCAUUUCCGCUAUUCGGUCCCUGAAUAUAAUAAGGCCAGUUUUCAUUUUAUAAGGGCUGGGUGGGAAGGGAAUGCUAUAUCUUUUUUAUUUUCUCUAACCCCUUCCCUGCCCCCUCAAACCACAAUACUCUUCUUUCCCAACGUUACACAGCGAUGGCUAUUUCUUCUUUAAAAGAAUGAAUUAACUGUUUAAAUUGAUGAGGUAGUUUUUCAAUGAAUCUUAGUACAGUCCAACAUUUCCUAUUUUUGGUAGCGGGAACGUAUUGAUAAAAAAAGAGAAAAUAUGCAUACGUGAAAGUUCUAACUGUGACCCAACGCUUAACUAUAGUCACGUGGAAAGUCAUGUGAUCUCAGUAAGUCGACUGGCCUUACUAUUUAGGAACGUCAACAUGUGAAUGCUUGAUAUGAUUAGGUUUUGGUUUGCCGCACUGUAAAUUCAAAAUGCUUGCUUAAGCCUCGAAGUUAAGUAGUGUCCUAAUGGAGUAACCCAUAGUUGUACAGUGCCUCUAUAGGACUGCAAUUUGUUUCUUAAAUUUCAGUUUAUAUUGUCCGCUAUGAGUCCCACAGUGGGACGAAAUGAUUUUUUUUUUUUUGACGGAGCUGUUCGGCCUCACCUGUUGCUGAAAUGACUCUUUAAGAGUUUGAAUCAGAUUUUGUAACUAUGUAGCUGAGAAACAGAUCUUUACAAUUUUUUUACCCCAUCCAGUGAUAACUCUUAUAAGCGGAUCGAGAUCUCACGUUAUAAUUCGAGAUAGGAAAUUCUCGACUCAUACUGUGUAUCUCUCGUUCUAGAUCUCUGUCUGUCUUUUUCUCGUUGAGCUUAGCUGGCCUGCAGCCUACUUUCUCUUUUUCUCUGUCUUUCUCUUGCUCUAUAUUCCAAAUUUGUGAACAUGACAAUUCAUGAAUCUAAGCCAGGAGCUAAGCUUAAUACGUUAGACAACACGGAUACAGAAAUAAUUUCCACUUUCCGUUUUCGUCUUUAUUGACUCUUUAGUUGUCUCUUGCGUUACAAGACGCGUGUGCGAUUUCCCUCCAAAAUAACCUCGAGUUUGAUUUGGGUUGGUAGCCUGUGGUGCGGACAGAUGGGUGCUCGGUCGGUGUACGGUCACGUGAUUAACAAAUUUUCUCGGAUGGGUAGAUUUACUUAGCUAUGGUGUUGCGCUCGCGUGGAGCUCCGCUAUAAUAACCUCGAAAUUAUAAUUAUUAGCUUAUGUCCUCAGCUCAGAGAAAUAUAAAAGAGUGGAUUCAAGUGCAGUCAUAUAAGUGGUAAAGGAGGAACUUUGCACUCCAGUCCAAAGACUCACAUUAUCUUAAAACAAACAAGCCGGACUUUAUUAUUGUUUAAAAAAUAAUCUUGGGUGAGUCACAAUGCAAUUCACCAUAGCUGAUGUAGCUUCAGUUUAAGCUGCAAUUCAUUCUUCUAAAUUUGGAUCUGUAAAUCGCUAUCGGUGAAAAUCUGGGCCCAGCGUGAUACAGCAUUGCAGGAAAACAUCACAUUCACGGACUAAAGAAAAUCGCUUAGUUAUUCAGAUCCUGCGGCACUUUGGAGAAAAUGAAAGAACCUUAAUUAAAGCCUUAUUUAGCCGCAAUAAAGAGCUUGACGCUUCAAAAGAGGUCGAAGAAAAUGCUCUUGCAUCAGAGGGCAAAUCAAUAAGCGUGUCAUGACCUCUCAGUGUGAAACGGGUGACUAAAAUCAAAACAUAGAACCCUCCAGAGCACAAUCUACCCGCCAGAGAAAAAAUGUAUUGGAUCAAGCAGCAUUUUGGCGUGUAGGCCUACCGACCUCCUUUUAGCACUGCGAGCAAAUCUUGGCCUGAUGCCAGUGUAGAAAUCGCUCUGACUUGCUCAGUGCGUAAUACAUGCGACUUUCACAGCUGCUCCAAUUCCAAAAGACUUUCUUCGAGAGCAUACUUUUUAAAAUUUCGGUCUGCCAGUUCUGAGUCAGAAUAAUUCUUUCCCGCAGUUGUGUGCAAACAAAAACGAAAUAAACAAUAUUGACUUACAGUUGAUUAGCAGGCAUCAUUCUACUUCCCGUAAGCCGCACCAAUCAGGAGCUCUGUUUGCCAGCGUACGGAGUUUCCCAAAAGAACAAUGAUAUCGGCAGGCUUAUUUUUUUUCUCCCCUCCCCUUCCCCCUUUCCUUCUUUCGCCCUAGCACCUACCCUAAGGGUUGCUAUUUCUACCCAGUUCCUCCCCAAAGAUGGCGGCUACAACAAUACGAACAUAAACAAGCUUUCGCCCUCCAAAAAUACGCCUGCCGUCCGCAGGCUAAGAAAUUUCAUGCGUAUAUAUAAUGAGACCCCAAUGAAAUGAAUACCUCUCUAAAAUUUGCCUCAUCAUUUAAGUGGAUUAUAGUGUGAUAUCUGGGAUAUUAACUUUAUUUACGUCAGUUCGCUUAAAAACACAAAACUGCAAAGAGGCUUAUUUACAAAAUUAUCCGCCCAUUAGAGGAAAUGGCUGCUUCAUCGAACACGGGAUUUUGUAAUAUAUAGGCUCCUGUCAUGAUAGGCAAUAACGGUCACUUUGUUAUGUGUUUACGGCGGCAUAUAUAAACUGUUAGUAGCUCUAUUUAAACUCAUGCAAAAUAGGAUCAAAGGAAUUAAUCUGUAGAAAUGUAAACCUGCAUUUAUUGAAAAAAAAAAAAAAAACUAUAUUAAGUUACGUCUUGAAAAGUGACUGAGGUAUCUUUUCCAUGAUCUAUUGCAAGAAUAUUGAGUGUCUGAGCAACUCCACUCUUUGAGGUACGUUUUAACAUGUCUUCCAAAGUGGUUCACAAUUUUUCAGUGUUUAAUCUUUGUAGUGUAAACUUACCGACACGUUCAAAACCAAGGGAAGGCGGUUACAAACUUUCAUUUGACCUUAAAGUGUUCUAUUUUUUUGUUAUUGUUAUUCUUUGUUUUUUUUUUGUGUUUGGCUCGAAAGAAGAAUCAUAACAUCAUGUAACAUCGUCCGGCGGCAGCCAGCCGCUGAACUAACGCGCCAGUAUUGAUCGCCUCAAGUUUUUGUCACCUAGCAAAUAAUGCUCUCUUCAAACGCUUCACUGAAGAUUCAAGACUCAAGUGCAAGUUUGAAAGGGGGUCAACAAGUGUCGAUCGUCUGAUAUGAAACCACUGAAAUUGCUGCUUGGAGCAUUGAUCAUCCAACAUUUAAGCAAAGCAUUCAAAAACAUAGUUCUUACUUUAUUUAUUUAUUUAUUUAUUUAUUUUUAAUCAGUGCUUGUAUAAGAAACCAUUUGGGUGGCUGCUUUAAUCAUUAGCGUACGAUCAAUCAGAAUUUUUUGCUCUGUCAACUUUAUCAUGUUAGGUAAGAGGGCUAGCUAGGGAUAUAAUAUUGAGAUAUGAUAUUAAGGAGAUCACCCUAACAUGAGUGAGAACAGAAACGUGGCCAAUACUGUUCCGGCAGUGUACAAGGGUCUUGAAAAAAGGAAGGAAAAGAAUGACACAGGCCAACCAGAAAUUAAAACUUAAAUGGCAUUCUAAGGAGAUAAGUAAUAGUCUUGUUUUAUAUUAGUUCAUCGCCUUUUUCGCGAGGGUAGAUAGAUUGAUAAAUUGUCUGCGAGUCGUUAUACUUUUGACAUUUCAAACCCAUGUGGCCUUAGGCUAGCUCAAAUACAGCAAAUGUUCGGCAGGAGAUAAUAUAUUUCCUCUUAAAGGAAUUCAGUCAUUGUUUAGAACAACAACCACAGGCAGCCCAAACCCACGUCACGGAAGGAAGUGUUGCCUAAGUUGCGACGUGACCUUUUCUUUACUGAGUCAAACAUUAUUUCACAGGGCGCCCACACAAUCUGUUUAAGUGAGCAUUCGGGAGUACACUACCCUUGGUAAUUGCGUCCUUUGGUUCAGAGGUGGUUUUCUGUGCAGUUUUCAAUAUUUUAAAAUACAGCGAUAUUCUUUAAAUGGCUCCGGUGGUGCCGAGGAUGAGACUUUUCUCCAGUAAAUUGCAUCGCUUAGAGUUCAAAACCGUGAAUUUUGUAACAACGAAAAGAUCACCGCAUUUCCUUGAGGUAUGUCUCAAAUCUAAGCGGCUUAUGCGAUAACACUAAAACAUCAGCAAUGCUAAUUAUUGAUUCAGUUUUCAAAAAGUUUAAGAACUCUUGUAUACAGAGUUCUGACUUCAAAAUCUAAGGAUUAAAUCGAACACAGAGAUGUACGAGCCAGCUUCCUGAGUUGUUCUCUAUAUUUAGCUUCUUAUUGUUCUAGAUUUGGAUAAGUAAGGGCGUUAACCGAUUAUCCUCAGGAAGGACAAAAACAUAAACAAGUAAGAGUUUUUAACGCCGGCUUUGAUUGCCAAGGUGAAGUCGGAAGUCAUGUACUGCCGUACCAGGUAAUUCUUAAACAAAACAGUUAGAACCCGGCACAGAUCCGUAGUCUCCUAUCACCAGAGGAAAAGUAGAUUUUAUCGCCUGUAAGCAACUUGUUGGAGUUGCGGAUUUUUUAUCAAACAGUCAAACGGUGACCACUCAAAAGAAGCAGAAAGGAAGAAAGCCACGUAAGUUUGUUUAUUCAAUUUAUCUAGUAUUUUAGGGUAUAUAAACAUCACGUCAUGUUUCCUUAUACUUUUUGUUUGCUUAUAAAUACUAAAGGACGCUAUUUCGGGCUAUCUUUUAUUUUCAACAAGCUAAAAAAAAUUUCGCAUCUGUUUAUCUCGCAAAUGAUUGUCCAGUUUUUUUUUUUUAUUUAACAGUACACUUAGGUAUUGGACUGUUUCCUGUCGUCCGUUGCAACGGAUGGCAGGGAUGGACAUGAAUUGCCCAACCUUUUCAAGUUUCAAUGCUAUGCCUGCCUGUUAUGGUUAGUGCUCUCUGAUGAAAUUUCUUUGAUACCUUCUUAAUUCAUAACUCUACAGGAGAAUUUUGUGAAUGACUAAAGCCAGUAAGUAAUGAAUGUCAGCACAGAAUUUCCCUAAAACAGCAAUAUUCUCAUGUCAUUCUGAGCCCCAUUUGACAAUUUGACUCUUAAAAACUCGAACUGGUCGUCUAAAUGCUUUAGUAGAAGCCAACUAUCAAACUACAGCUGUGCCUUCGAGUCCAUAAUUCUGGUUUGCAACCAGGUGACAAGGCAGCCAUGCUUUUUCUCGAAGAGCUUCGAAGAAUUUAAAUAAAAAAAAGAGUUUAGUCCCCAAAAGAGAGAAAUGAUUUUUGUUACUUGAACACCAACAUGGCCGCCGUGACGUCACUUGCAAACCAGCCAUAGUUAACUAAAUUUGUUCAUCUUACCCGGAUUAAAAUGCUCAUUCCGUAUUUCGUGGCCGUUGAGUACUAUUCUGGAAAUAGCUCAUUUAUUUUCAUCGCAAGAACGGCUUGUCAAAGAAGUUGCUAUUGUUUUGUUUUUGUUCAAAACACCGGCUUACUCCUUUUAGUCACUAUCGAUCACGGAAUAUAGUGACUACUUCAGCAAAUCAUGUUGCAGAAUUCGUGAUAGUGUACCAAAUGAUUCUUUAGUGUUGUUUGAUUGCCAGCUCAAUGGGAGUUUUUAGCUGCAUAACACAAAAAAAUGAACUUUGAUUCAAUUAUAAGCAUUGUUUUUGAACCUUCGUUGGAACAAAUUUAAAUCUGUACUGUUUCCGUUUUUCUUUUAUUUCAACUUCAGCAGGAGAUUAUACGGGUAAAUGCGACUGAUAGCCGAUUGCAAAGAUUAUCAUUUAACACCAUCAAACUUAAGCCGCGGCAUAUUGAAAAUGAUUGGAUCACCCAUGCCUUUUAGUAAAUUAGUUUAUUUAAAGAAUAACAAUGUACAAAAUCUGAAACAGAAAAAUGAGCGACACUUAGAAGAUCAUCAUACGUGCCGUUAAAAGUUACAACGAUAAAAUUUAACCAGGGAAGUAUAAAUAUUACGGUUGGCCCGAUCAUUAACAUGGCUCUACUGCGGUUUAGCAUUGUUUGUCAUCAAAGAGGCUCUGACUUGUUUGAAGAUAUUGUCAGUGGCAGAUAUAUAUCCAGGGUAGCCUCCCGCACAGACGUUUUUAAGAGGUUCGUCACGCGUUCCUGCUCUCCCAGGAGGAUUAUUGCGUGACGAACCAAAAGAACGUCUGCGCGAGAGGCUAGAUCCAGGGAAGAGGCGCGAAUUAAAUCUCUCAUCCGAGGUAAAAUUAUCUUUCGCAGGCCAAAGGACGAAAUAUUGAAUCGCUUUGUCAUUUGUUGUUGAAAAUAACUUAUUAUGCUAAUAAAGGCUCAAAUCAUGCGUUCUCAAAGACCACACAACGAGAGGUUUUAGCAACAAGUUCAUAAGUACUCUGAGUAGCUAAUGACGUCGUAACUGAAUCAAUAGACUCCUGCGGGAGUAACGUGCUUGCCCUUGGAAAUUAAGCUUAUGACUGACCUGACCGAUUCAUGCAGCGGGCAUUCAAAUAAUUAUAAGCUUUGACGUCAUAUGAUCGACACGUAAUUAACAAAAAUCACUUAAUGUAAUUAUGGCACGAUAAUUAAGAUUUCAUGUUUUUGCCGAGAAAGUGAAUAGAGAACCGCCUAACUUUCGUCCGACUCUUCAAACUUGUCUAAACGCCGUUUGCACAUUUGAAAUGUCAUAGAAAAGCCAAAUGAUAUUGGAACCAUAAAAAUAGCAGUAUUUGCUAAGUAUGAAUCUGUUUUAUAAAAAUGAGUAUUGUUGUCUUUUAUCUUCUUACCCCAGCCUGCUUCCGGGAUUGUCUUUGAUAAAGCAGUUAAAAAGAAAAAGACCCAAAACAAAACAAAACAAACAAACAAAAACAACAACAACAAAAACUAUUACUGAACAAAUUUCAUUCAGCUUCUCUGACUUCUAUAAUUGACAGGUGAGGAGGAAUAAUGAGGCCUCUUCAUUAAUUAUUCAAUUUGUUUCUUCUCGAAAAAUUUCGUUAUUCCUUUAUUCCAACCCAUAUCAGGAAAUCAUGCCAUGAAUCUAUCUCCAACAUUUUCGUUAUUCGUUAUUCCUAUUUCUUUAUUACACUUCAGCCCACGAACUUAUAAGCCUUCUAAUGGAAAUAGCGAGUUUGCAACCACAAGAAUCAAAGAAUCAUUAAGAAUAAACAAGGAAACUGCAACGGGAUAUAACAUCCCAUCUGAAAACAUGGUUCACCAGCGGGAAUCGAACUUCUGUCGGUUCUCUGCCCAUUGGGCGUUUUAGACCUGAAACCAAUUUCAAACGGCAAUUAACUUACAGACGUUAUUUUUAGCAAGUGUAUUGAGAAAUCAACCUAUCAAAUUCCUGUUUUUUCAAACGCAUUUUUCGGUUUGUUGGUUUUUUCUUCUUUAGUGGUUUAGCUAAAAAUAUCCAUUAGAGGAAUUUAAACUGCGCUUACGGCAAUCGACCUUUUUCUUCUCUACUUCACCUUAAUUUGUGAUAAAUCCGUAUAUGAAAUGCUCUGUAAAUAAUGGCUAGUCUACUGAAAGCUUUAGAAAAUUCGCGAAAAGAAAAGAUACAAAAAAAUACACCCUUUAUUUCUUAACCAUAGUAACAAAAGUCGAAGGGUGGCUAGAAUUUUCUUGAAUACUUGUAAUGAGGCGUAAAAAGGGACCCAGUAUAAGGUAUUCUUAUAUAUCGUGAUCCUUAAUUACUAUACGCCUUCCAAUCCUUUGUUGCCAUUGUCAGUGAUUAAUGAGUUGUUUUCUUACUUAUUUUUUAUCUUUAAGGGCUCCACUGUCAUCAAAGCAACUAAAAACAGUAGAGACUGGUAUUUUGAGAAAAAGACUUUAAGAAAUGAAAUUCGCCCUAAUUUUUCCCGUCCUAUUUAUUGCUGUUGUGCAAAGCAUUUCUGCACGAAAAGGAACGACUCGUAGAAGGUGAGAAAUUUUUGCCUUAUUAGUAGCGAGAUGAACAGUUUACUCAACAAAUUGUCAUUCUCAUAUGUGCGUGUUGGUAGUGUAUUGAUCAAUCGUGUCGUGAUAGCAAUGUUCCGAUUACUUAUUUGGUGCAAAAGGUAUAGUCUGAGGUAGCGAUUCCCAUGAGAUCAGUCUCUAAUUUUUAAUCCUUUUUUAGGUCAGGCGAGCAAAUUUCACUAUUUACCCAUGCACAAAAAAGGCAAAUCAGCGAAGAAUUUUUAUUGCAAAAAAAAAGGCUUUGUACGUGGUGACUAGACUGUGAGCAGUCUUGUGUUUUUCUCUUGAUUCACAGUUCGAAAGCACCCGUGAGGAGCGAGCGGCGAAGCCGCGAGGAACGAGGGCGGUUUCACUCGCCGUUCGUGGCUCUGUUGAAAGAAGGACAACCGCUCACCGUCUAUGUCGUGACAUUUGCUCGUCUGAUGUGGCCAUGCGUAAGGGCUUACAAAAAAAAUUAUUGAAAAAUAUAACCUCGUAAAAUUAACGAGCUGUUGAGGAGCAUUAAUGAAGAAACGUAGAAAAACAACCUAGAUCUAGGGGAGAAAUGUAAAGGGCAUUGCACAGCUGAAUCACUGUUCUUGUUAGUUGAGUAGAAAUUACAUUUAUACGGUUUAGAUAUGGUCAUCCGAGAGUUUCCCUCGACGAAAAAAAAUUGCAAACCACUCUAAAAAUUGUUUUAGAGGGGCUUGCAAUUCUGUUUAGCUGAUCUUUGUCUCUCUUUGUGGCUUAUCCCCACAGCUAAAGCGGCCGGCAAGUUUAUGCGUUCAUAUCACCUUGGAAACUCCUUUAUCCUACCUUCGUGACAUAAUGGAAAUAGGCGUUUUAUAAGAGUUGGUCACCAAACCUAACAAAAACUUUUAUACAGAGGAAAUUGAAAAAGCACAUUUUAAUGGGCCAUUUAUGAGUUCCCUGCAGCCUCUUUUUCAAAGCGAGGCUUAGUGCGAAGCUAUUGAAAUGAAAAUGACUUUUAUUCUCAUACAAAUAAAACUCAUCUUUGCAAGUCUCGUUUUGAAAGUGAGACUUUUUGGAACUCGGAAAUGGCCUAUUAGUAAGAAUCACAUUCACAAGUACAAUAUAAUGUCGUCCAACGGCGAGAUUUAGUUUAGGUUAUUACCCUAUAAAGGAACAGACAGGAAAGCGCCUUGUCUAUCCCUUGGGAUAUGUGAGUUUCACCAAAGUUAUUUUUAAACCAAAUUAAUGUCCUGAAUUAACUAAAAUUAAUCGGAAGUUGGUUACUGCAGAGGCCCGCAAACGUUUAGUCAUUUUUGUCAAGAGAGAAUUCAACAGUCAUCAUUCCAAUAUUCUGCAUUGUUUGCCUUGACACAGUCGCGUGUGGACUUGGUGUCGUUUCAAACAAUCGACUAAAAUGUGAAAUCAGACUUACAACCUCUUAAAAUAACUUUAUGAAAUUCACAUAACCCUGCAAACGCCCUAAGUUUCCCUUUAUCUGCCAUCAUCCCCUCUUGGCUUAACAAAUUAAUAAUGAGAAGGUUUUGUAUGCAUGGUGUCACAAGGCCUUGCCAACCAUUUAAAUUUCUUAAGAAAGGGUCGGGCGCGGUGUUGCCGAGAGAAACAUGAAGAGAUUAAAAGAAUUAAUGGCAAGAACUGUUCUUUCCGAACAAAUCUUUUUAGUUUCUUUGGCUGUAUCAGUCGCUACUUGUGACAUAACCGGAAAUCGACAAAUCUUAUUGUCUUUUAUAUGCUCUUUGGAAACAGAGAAUACCAAGUCUACUUUGUUUUUCUCUUAAUCGUUGCUUGUUCGAGGCUGGGAGCUUAUUAACUUUUCCUGCCUACAGGCUGGCCGGUUAUUUGAGGUGGGUGCCUAUUCCAGGUUAGGCGCUUAAUCGAAUAAAUACGGUAUUUGAUCGAUUACCUCACUUUCUAAUAGGUUUAUCUCUGUAAAUGACACUAUUAAGUUGUGAAGUGCAACCUAUAUUUAAUAAGGAUUUGGUGAAUUUUAUCUUCUUUUAGCAGAAACAGUGGAGGAUUGCCCCUUAACGGAGCUAGACAAAAGGUAUGUAUUUUUUUUUUUACUCGCAGGACUAAUGAUUAAUCUUUUUAUCUGAGUUUGUAUCCCUUCCUACUUCUGGUUUUAAAUUCUUGAAAAGCGAGACAUAACCGAUUAUCUUUUACCAAAACAACACAACACAACAAAAAGACAAAAAAACAACAGGAGCCUGCAAUUUGGUUCUUAAAGUGCUGAUACGAUCAAAUUAUUGAUUGGUAGUUGCGUACUUUAAGUACAUGGUGUACCAAUUAUAGCUUCAUACGACGAUGGAAAGUGUGAUUGUUUCGUCCUCAAAUGCCGUUUAUUUUCGCCGCCAUUAAACGCCACGUUCCUGCGGCCUGGAUACCAAGAAUAGGCGACAAAAACUUAGUAACGUCAUUUGACUAUUUUGUACCUUGCUCAAACUAUGUUGAAAGAGAUACCAUGUUUCGUAAGAUUUGUCUCAAACAUGACAAAAAAGUACCAUAACUUUCGGUUGCAAAAGAUUAUUAAGUAUUACUAAAAACUGCUAAUUAAAAAUACUCUGUUAACAUUAAGAAUACAGAAAUACUGCCCACACCAUUCAUUCUGUAUUCCUUUUCAUUCGGCCCACCCAAUGACUUUAACAACAGCAACAACAACAACAACAACAACUUCAUUUCAGUAUUCCCACGUGAGUACAUGGUAUUGCCUACAUUAAUUAUGUUAUAAAUCUUAACUCAAAAUAAAGGCUAUAAUUAAAGAACAAGUUUUUGGCCCAUAAAGUCAGGGGCCACGCAUUGACACGGUUUGUCUAUUUUGCCUUCCGGGGUGGGGUUCAAAAUGGAACAAACCGUCAAAAAUCCGCGUUCAAACCAUCUCCUAAUCUCCUAGAAAGGCGAGAGACUUGCCAGCUUUAUAGGAACUACAUAUUUAUUUAUUCAUUUAUAUCAUUGAUUGAUUGAUUGAUUGAUUGAUUGAUUUAAAAUCUCUGAAAGCGUCUGUGUUCAAAUAUUCAAAUAGAGGUUCUAGAAGACAUAUAUUACUGAGAAUUCUUCGGAAUCAAAUAAAAUGGGACCGCGGCCCCCUCGCCCUCUCUAAGGCCGCCAAUGGGGUCAAACUUGUGUAUACAUACGAUUUUCUUGUCUGAAAAAGCAGCAAUACAAACGCCUACGGCUUAAACCCAAACCUCUUACGCGGUAACCACUCCAUUCGACCCCAUGCAUCAAUUUGAGAUAAUCAGAUAUAUUGGAAGCUUCUCUUCUUUUUUAUCAGGCUUAUCCAGUUUUACUCAGUAUUGUGAGAGAGGGAGGAUUCAGAGGGCUAGAAGAAUGCAAGAAACAAUUCAAAAACGAGAUUUGGAACUGUUCUCUGGAUCAGAGUAAACAGGACGUAUUUUCACAUCUACCCAUAUUUGUUAAAACAACGCUUCCAUAUGGUAAGGUUAUAGCAAGUUAGAGCCAAUAAAAUGAGCUGAUUUUUUUUUAGCGAAGCAACGUGUAUAGAUCGAGUUUCUUUAAUUUCCUCAUUCGGGAUUGUCGUUUCUCGUUCUUCAGGAUAACUUGUGUGGUUUCUCUUAAUAGUCUUUCACAUGAAAAGCUUCAGUAUUUCUUGACUAACACAACCAAACUUCUUUAUGAUUGCUUGUAAUGGCCUUUUUGACUGCUGAUUGCCGUCUCACGGACCAUGUCACUUAGCUCUUGUUAAAGAGAUGAUAAACUUCUUUUGUGUAAUCCCCCAAAUCUUAACACGCGUGGAAAGAUGGCGGGUAGAACAACGUCUAUUGGUACCAUUUUCUGUUGCAGCCACUCGUGAGACAGCUCUUUUACAUGCCAUAAGCAACGCUGCCAUCACACACGAGGUCACGCUUCAGUGCCGGCAAAACAAAAUACCCGGAUGUCAUUGCGUUGAAAAGAACAAGCACAACAGUGGUAAUGGAGAGUGGCAGUGGGGAGGAUGUGGGGAUAACAUUUGGUUCGGUGAGAACACAACGAAAAGCUUUAUCGAUGUUUUGGAACCGCAGGAAGAAAGCGCCCGUAGGGCAGUUAAUCUGCACAACAAUGAAAUAGGAAGACGG